Messenger RNA from Adineta ricciae, 387 nucleotides. Lineage: Eukaryota; Metazoa; Rotifera; Eurotatoria; Adinetida; Adinetidae. The record is from the annotation of a GenBank genome assembly.
AUGAUAAGUUCAUUCGUAUUGCGAGCAUCUGUGCUGACGAAUACAGUUCGAAAUGCCCUUCCUAGUAUAUUACCAAUGCAACCCGUGCGGACUGCUUUUCUUUACGAAUCAAAGCAUCGUGUGAACAUAAUGAAACGUAUGGCGAACAAAGGAAUUCAUAACCAAUUAGGACGAAAGAAGGGUCAAGUAUAUCUAUGGGAAAAACUGAUCAAAGGUGAAGAAGUUGUCGUUGAAGCACCAUUCUUUCCAUUUACUGAAGCUGCCAAAGCCGCAAGCAAACCGUUUUGUGAAAUAAAAGACAAGUACAAACCUCUGAAACCUGUUCGAAUACCACGACCGGAUCCUUGGCUUGAUCGAAAAUCAUUUAAACAUACAAAGAAAUUCUAA